AUGGAGUUUGUGUUCCUGGCCUAUCCCUCGCACCUCGAGCUGCGUGUCCUAUCUUUCCUCGGUGUCAGCCUGGUUUAUACACUGAUCAUCAGCGGGAAUGUCCUCAUCGUGGUGGCCAUCCACACGGAAGCCCGCCUACACACACCCAUGUACUACUUCCUGGGCAGCCUCUCAGGGGUGGAAAUAUGCUACACUGCUGUGGUGGUGCCUCACAUUCUGGCCCACAUCCUACAGUCAGAGAAGACCAUCACUGUGCUGGGCUGUGCCACGCAAAUGGCUUUCUUCAUCGGACUUGGCAGUGCUGACUGCUUGCUCCUGGCUGUGAUGGCCUAUGACCGGUAUGUUGCUAUUUGCCACCCCUUGCGGUACCCUCUCAUCAUAACCAUGACGCUCUGUGUCCGCUUGGUCAUUGCUUCUGUGGUCAUCGGCUUGUUCCUGUCCUUGCAGCUGGUGGCCUUCAUCUUCUCUCUGCCAUUCUGCCAGGCCCGGGGUCUAGAGCACUUCUUCUGUGAUGUGCCACCAGUGAUGCGUCUCGUCUGUGCCAACAGCCACAUCCAUGAGCAGUCGGUGCUGGUGGCAGCCACGCUAGCCAUUGCCGUGCCUUUCCUCCUCAUCGCCACCUCCUACGCCUUCAUCGUGGCUGCUGUGCUCAAGGUCCAGUCAUCAGCUGGCCGCCACCGGGCCUUCUCCACCUGCUCGUCCCACCUCACUGUGGUCCUGCUGCAGUAUGGCUGCUGUGCCUUCAUGUACCUGCGCCCCAACUCUAGCUACGACCCCAAGCAGGACCAGUUCAUCUCACUGGUGUACACACUGGGAACCCCACUGCUCAAUCCACUGAUCUAUGCCCUGAGGAACAGUGAGAUGAAGGAAGCCCUCGGGAGGGUUCCUGCCAGGAGCUGUCUCUCCUGGGACCACUAG
Messenger RNA from Pteropus alecto (black flying fox), 918 nucleotides. Its product is annotated as olfactory receptor 10W1. The record is from RefSeq and is a predicted model, not a curated record. NCBI's taxonomy places the organism in Eukaryota, Metazoa, Chordata, Mammalia, Chiroptera, Pteropodidae. The transcript has a single exon. Gene Ontology annotation, biological process: G protein-coupled receptor signaling pathway. Gene Ontology annotation, molecular function: olfactory receptor activity; G protein-coupled receptor activity. Gene Ontology annotation, cellular component: membrane. The coding region runs from base 1 to 918 and encodes 305 amino acids.